Molecule: messenger RNA, 1527 nt
Organism: Mesocestoides corti
Lineage: Eukaryota; Metazoa; Platyhelminthes; Cestoda; Cyclophyllidea; Mesocestoididae
Source: the annotation of a GenBank genome assembly
AUGGAAUGUGUGGAUGGCGAUUAUGCUUAUGAAUAUGUCUAUGAAAGUGACUGUAGACCGGCACCAAUUCACCAGCCAGAUAAUAUAGCUAUUCCCGAUGGAAAGUUUUGUAACAAUACGCUUUACCGUGCUGAUUACAGGGGGCAAGAAUGCUGCAGACCUGAUGUUAUUAAACAGCCGAACAAUUUGGCCAUUCCUGACGGUCCGUUUUGCAAUAAUACCCUGUACAGAGCCGAUUACAGGGGUCAGGAAUGCUGUAGGCCUGAAGCUAUUAAGCAAGUGGACAACUUGGCAAUUCCGGAUGGCCAGUUCUGCAACAACACACAGUACCGAGCUGACUAUAGAGGACAGGAAUGCUGCAGACCCGACGUAAUCAAACAGCCGGACAACCUGGCUAUUCCUGACGGUCAAUUUUGCAAUAAUACUCUUUACCGUGCUGAUUACAGGGGACAGGAGUGUUGUAGACCCGACGUGAUCAAACAGCCGGACAAUUUGGCCAUUCCUGACGGCCCAUUUUGUAACAACACUCUAUAUAGGGCAGAUUACCGUGGGCAAGAAUGUUGUAGACCCGACGUAAUCAAACAGCCGGACAACCUGGCUAUUCCUGACGGCCAGUUUUGCAAUAAUACGCUAUACCGAGCCGAUUACAGAGGCCAGGAGUGCUGCAGACCCGACAUUAUCAAACAACCGGACAAUUUGGCAAUUCCUGAUGGUCCAUUUUGCAACAAUACACUCUAUCGUGCCGAUUACCGUGGACAGGAGUGUUGUAGACCCGAUGUCAUCAAACAGCCUGAUAAUUUGGCCAUUCCUGACGGUCCAUUUUGCAACAAUACGCUAUAUAGGGCGGACUAUAGAGGACAGGAAUGCUGCAGACCCGAAGUAAUCAAACAGCCAGACAACUUGGCAAUUCCGGACGGCCAGUUUUGCAAUAAUACUCUCUACCGGGCUGAUUACAGGGGGCAGGAGUGUUGCAGACCUGAUGUUAUCAAACAGCCGGACAAUUUGGCCAUUCCUGACGGUCCAUUUUGUAACAACACGCUAUAUAGAGCAGAUUACCGUGGGCAGGAGUGUUGUAGACCCGAAGUAAUCAAACAGCCUGACAACUUGGCAAUUCCGGACGGCCAGUUUUGCAAUAAUACUCUCUACCGUGCUGAUUACCGUGGGCAGGAAUGCUGUCGGCCGGAAUCCGUGAAGCAGCCAGACAACCUUGCCAUUCCGGAUGGUCAAUUCUGUAAUACCACACUUUAUCGUGCCGAUUACCGUGGACAAGAAUGUUGCCGACCGGAGGCCAUCAAGCAGGUGGACAAUCUGGCCAUUCCGGAUGGCCCUUUCUGCAACACAACCCUUUACCGAGCUGACUAUAGGGGCAUCGAUUGCACUCCGAGGCUUGUAAAAAGACUCAGGAAGAUAGGGGCCAAUCGGCCGAAGAUGUGCGGCCAGUCUCUGAAUAUGUCAGCGGUUGCCAACACAUGCAAUUCAAAUGCAACUUUAACUUUAAAACCCGGUCCUGAAUUAACAACGGGAUAA